AUGCAUCGGCCAGCUGUCACUCGUUUGGCCAAGUAUGGGGCCUCAGCCCUGGCUGAAUUGCCUCCGCCAUACCUGGCGCCUUCCCUCCAUUUCUCGAUGACUCGAUCCACCCAAUCCUCGAGCUUCUCCACGACUUCUCCCGUUGCCGCUGGCCGAGGACGCGACAUGAACCGAAAGCGUGGUGUAUCAGCAAUUCAUCGCACUGGCCCACGAUUCAAGCUUGGUGUUUCCAAGUACCCGUUACCGAAGCCCGUGUCAGCCGAUUUCUUGCCUCCUCGUGACAAAAACCCCGAUCAUGGACUCUGGGGAUUCUUCCCUCCGUCUCGUGAGGCUAUGAGCGUUCCGGACUUCGAUAUGGCCUUUGGUCGCCCUUGGGCUGUUACCGAACUGCGAGACAAGAGCUGGGAUGAUCUUCACAAACUUUGGUGGGUCUGCAUUAAGGAACGCAACCGUAUCGCUACAUCGAACCUGGAGAGAGAGCGCCUCAAGGCUGGAUAUGGAGACCACGAAUCGGACAGUCGUGACAAAACCAUCCUUGUCACCAUGAAGAGCAUCAAACAUGUUUUGCGUGAGCGCUGGUACGCUUGGGAGGAGGCACAGCGUCUGUAUGAGAAGGGAGCUCGCCCGGCCUAUGAAGAAGACGCCAUGGAGGCCCCCGAGGAGGAGGUGAAUGAGACCAAAGACUCCAAGGCGUAA
This is a messenger RNA of Penicillium verhagenii, 696 nucleotides long. RefSeq names its product mitochondrial 54S ribosomal protein uL29m (gene mrpl4). Gene Ontology annotation, biological process: mitochondrial translation. Bases 1 to 696 code for a protein of 231 amino acids. The record is from RefSeq and is a predicted model, not a curated record. Gene Ontology annotation, cellular component: mitochondrial ribosome; mitochondrial large ribosomal subunit. NCBI's taxonomy places the organism in Eukaryota, Fungi, Ascomycota, Eurotiomycetes, Eurotiales, Aspergillaceae. Gene Ontology annotation, molecular function: structural constituent of ribosome. The transcript has 3 exons.